Messenger RNA from Sorghum bicolor (sorghum), 1026 nucleotides. RefSeq names its product vegetative cell wall protein gp1-like. Bases 1 to 792 code for a protein of 263 amino acids. The record is from RefSeq and is a predicted model, not a curated record. NCBI's taxonomy places the organism in Eukaryota, Viridiplantae, Streptophyta, Magnoliopsida, Poales, Poaceae. The transcript has 5 exons.
AUGCGCUCGCACCUCGCAGUGCUCUCCCCGUCGCUCGCCCUCCGCGCGCCCUCCCCGUCGCCGCCGGCCCGCGGCCGCCGCCGGCCAGCCGCCGGCCCCCGCUCGCCGGAUCCGCUCCCCCCCCUCCACUUCCCCCCGCCUCCCCUCGCCGAAUCGACGCCGGCCGGCCGCCCGCCCUCCCCCCGCCUCGGCCCCCCGUCCCCGGCCGCCCGUCGCCCCCCGCCCCGGCCGCCCGUGCCCCCCGUCCCCGGCCGCCCGUCGCCCCCUGCCCCGGCCGCCCGUGCCCCCCGUCCCCGGCCGCCCGUCGCCCCCCGCCCCGGCCGCCCGUCGCCCCCCGUCCCCGGCCGCCCGUCGCCCCCGAGCAGGCAGGGCCCUGUUCCCGUGCUCCUCGUCCCCCCCACCCCGGCCGCCACUGACCCACCCAUACGUCCACGGGUGAGCUCUUCACAGCACCAGGUCGAUGCACUCCAGGCCGAGCUACAAAAUGAGAAGAAGCAGCGUGAGGAGACAGACGCGAAGCUUGUGGCCACAAGUGCGACGGUGGAGGCCCAGAAUGCGGCGCUGGCAAUGCAGCAAACAAGGCUAGAGGAACUAACGAAGUUCCUAGCAGCUGUUGGCGAGAAGUCCGGUUUGUCCUUGCCACCAGAGCUCCUCCAUCCCCUCCCUUUGCCGGUGCCUGUUCUACCUACUCCUCAACAGUCGGCGGGUUCGAAUCCUACUCCUGCAGCAAUUGCAGAAGGCAUACCCUCACCAGGCGUUCAGUACCCACCAGGCGGAGCCCCAACGUCUUGAGAUGCAGUGGUAGUGCUUGUUGUGAACUUGUGUUGUGAACUUGUGGAGACAACUAUGCACUUUGUGAACUUGAGCCGCACUUUGUGAACUUGUGGAUGUGAACUUGUGACAUUUGUGCUAUAUAUGUUGUGCUUGUUGUGGUGAAUGUGCCAGUGGUUGUAUCUAUGGUCUGGAUAACAUAUAUAUAUGUGUGUGAUUUUUAUUGUUUGAUCAGGUGGAUUGGAAAAUAAAAAU